Messenger RNA from Gadus macrocephalus (Pacific cod), 1052 nucleotides. RefSeq lists its product as uncharacterized. The transcript has 9 exons. The coding region runs from base 6 to 1052 and encodes 348 amino acids. Lineage: Eukaryota; Metazoa; Chordata; Actinopteri; Gadiformes; Gadidae. The record is from RefSeq and is a predicted model, not a curated record.
UCCAGAUGGUGGGGGAGCUGGAGGGGCUGGAGGGGCCAGGGGUGGUGUGGGGAGGAGGAGGAGGAGGUGGAGGAGGAGGAAGUGGCCAUGUGGAGGAGCUGCAGAGGGAGUUGAAGAGGCUCCAGCGGAAGGUGCGCAACACGCUGGACGACUGGCUGGAGUUCUACCGCAUCGCUACCGGGCUCCGGUGUCCGGACAUCGAGCGGCUGCCAGGGGCCCCGCGGAGAGCCCGGCGCCCGGCGCCCGCCGCCCCGCCCUCCCUCAAGCCCCCGGGGUGGGAAGACCCCCGGCCGGGCCACCCCCCCACAGCCGACCCGCCCAGACACCUCUCCGCAGCGGGGGGCUUCCUGCUCCGUGCCUCCACGCGGGACGACUGGGCCAGGACACCUCGGAGACCGGUGAAGGAGGAGUCCCGGGUCACUCAGGUCGGAGCCCUGCGUGUCCACAGCAACAUCAGACUGGAGUCGUUCAUCAUCCCCCGAAGCCCGGCGCGACCUCCAGCCGACGGAGCGGACCCCCCCGUGCCCACCCCCUCUAGCCCGUGUCCGGCGUUGCUACGGGCGACCCUGCAGAGGGACGGGGGCGCGGCGAGGGACGGGCGGCCCCAGGGCGGCGGUGGCGACGGUGGUGGCGGCGGUGGCGAUGUCAUUAAAGAGCAGUGUCAGAUGGACUCUUUCCGCCUGGUGAGGUACGAGGUGUCCGCAGGGAGGACCGGCCCGGCCAGAAGAAGCCUGCUGCAGAUCCGCCACAGCGUCGCUCCUGGCACACUGCUGAUGUACAUCAGGGGGAAGCUGCUGUUUGCCGACCACGUCCCAAACUGCUCCCGCGGCUCCAUCAGGAGCCUCCACCGACAGAUCUCCACCAGCAGAAGGGACUUCAGGCUGGGCUUGAGUCUCCCUGCAGACUACAAGAUCAGUGCUAAGCUGAAGGGCUCCGUGGCCGCAGACUCGCUGUCCACUCUCGAGUCCUGGCCGAUGUCGACCUCCCUGGACCUCAGCGAAACGCGUCUGAGGCACACGGCGACUCAAGAUCCGAUCUCCUCUUUGGAUUAA